This is a messenger RNA of Hibiscus syriacus, 657 nucleotides long. RefSeq names its product ABC transporter G family member 31-like. Bases 1 to 657 code for a protein of 218 amino acids. Gene Ontology annotation, cellular component: membrane. The transcript is spliced from 4 exons. Gene Ontology annotation, molecular function: ABC-type transporter activity. Lineage: Eukaryota; Viridiplantae; Streptophyta; Magnoliopsida; Malvales; Malvaceae. The record is from RefSeq and is a predicted model, not a curated record.
AUGAUGUUUAAUGGAUUUUCUGAGCUACCCCUUAUGAUAAUUCGACUCCCCCUAUUUUACAAACAUCGAGAUAAUCUGUUUCACCAUCCGUGGAUAUGGCUAGUCGUCAGUUUUAUUCUAAGUGUACCUUACUCUGUUGUUGAAGCUAUAGUAUGGUCUUGUGUUGUAUACUACACAAUUGGUUUUACCCCUUCUCCUGGGAGAUUUUUUCGCUUCAUGUUUGUAAAAUUUGUAGUACACCAAAUGGCAAUUGGUCUAUUCCGAAUGCUGGAUGCUAUUGCUCGAGAUAUAGUCAUUGCAAAUACCUUCGGGUCAGCUGCAAUUUUAAUUGUACUUUUAUUGGGUGGAUUUCUUGUACCUAAAGACGAAAUUAAGCCAUGGUGGACUUGGGCUUCUUGGCUGUCACCAUUGCAGUAUGCACAAAGAGCAGUUUCUGUUAAUGAAUUCACAACCAUAAGGUGGAAAAAGAUAUCUUUUACCGGAAACGGUUCAGUUGGAGACAAUGUCCUUCAUGCACAUGGUCUACCUACUGAUGAAUAUUUGUAUUGGCUUGGAGUUGGUGUGUUAGUAUUUUAUGCAGUGCUUUUCAACGUCGUCGUCACAUUGGCUCUGAUCUAUCUGAAUCGUGAGUUAUAUAUCCUUUUACUUAUGGUUUAG